AACUGAGCUUCAGGAAAGACUAGAAGCUCCUUGCGGAAACAGUUGGAUGAUGGAAGCUCUUUUCUCCACCACUCCAUCUCUCAAAGCCUUUUCCCCUUUCUUCUCUUCCUCCUCUAACUUCAAUACAAAACCAGCUCGCAAUAUUUUCUCUUCAAUUUGCACUACAACUUUGGGGAGGAAUCGAGUUCGUGAUCGGACUUUUUUAAGGAUCUCUGCGUCUGCUCAAUCUGGGCCAUCUACCACGCAGACCAUUACUUCAGUUUCUGAAAUCCCUUUGAAGAUGAAGGCAUGGGUCUAUGAAGAAUAUGGAGAUGUUAAUGUCCUGAGGUUAGAUGAGGGGGUUUCCGUGCCUGAGGUUAAAGAGGACCAAGUGCUUGUGAAGGUUUUUGCUGCGGGACUCAACCCUGUGGAUUAUAAAAGGAGGCAGGGGAAGUUUAAGGCUACUGACUCUCCAUUACCUACUGUUCCAGGUUAUGAUGUUGCUGGUGUAGUUGUCAAGGUGGGAAGCAAGGUAAAGAACCUAAAGGAAGGAGAUGAAGUAUAUGGGGAUAUCAACGAGAAAGCUUUAGAGUAUCCUAAACAGUUUGGAUCGCUUGCUGAAUACACUGCAGUUGAAGAAAAAUUGCUGGCCUUAAAACCCAGCAAUCUGGACUUUGCAUUAGCUGGAGGGCUACCUCUAGCUAUCGAGACAGCAAAUGAAGGCUUAGAGAAAGCUGGAUUCUCUGCUGGUAAAUCUAUUCUUGUAUUAGGUGGUGCAGGUGGGGUUGGAUCUUUGGUGAUUCAGUUGGCAAAGCAUGUUUAUGGUGCAUCAAGAGUUGCUGCCACUUCAAGCACAGGUAAGUUAGAGCUAUUGAAGAGUUUGGGAGCUGAUUUAGCAAUUGACUAUACCAAGGAAAACUUUGAAGAACUGCCAGAAAAAUUUGAUGUGGUAUAUGAUACUGUUGUUGUAUAGGGCCGGUAAUGAUCUUAAAGAUGUGAGCUGGAGAUAUGUACAACAAAGGUUCAAGGAUGAUACUCAGCAUUGGGUGCGUUGCAGUUCCUCAAGUGUCGAAUUCGUGAGAUCAGACGCGAUAAGGAAGAUUGUGUUGAGCAUAUUAUUGAAAGAUCAUUGCUCGAUGUUUGAUCAUUGUAUUCUUUAUCACAUGUGGCUUCAUCGAGAGGAUCAUUGAUGGGGACAUCAGAUUUUGACAUGUGUACCAUCGCCGGAGGCGCUGAUCGACGGCCAUGAUUCAGAGUCUUUAUUUUUGAUGUUUUAUUUUAUUCAUGUCAUUUAUAUUUCUUGUCUUUUUCCUUUUGUACCCCUAUGAGAGAAUUAAUGUUUGUUGUUGCCCAA
Molecule: messenger RNA, 1333 nt
Organism: Dendrobium catenatum
Lineage: Eukaryota; Viridiplantae; Streptophyta; Magnoliopsida; Asparagales; Orchidaceae
Product: 2-methylene-furan-3-one reductase
Exons: 4
Coding region: 47-952 (301 amino acids)
Molecular function (GO): zinc ion binding; oxidoreductase activity, acting on the CH-CH group of donors, NAD or NADP as acceptor
Source: RefSeq, a predicted model, not a curated record